CAUGGCGCAUGCGCGGGGAGGUGGCUGUUCGCAAUUGCUGCUUUUACUUCAAUUCCAGCUGUUUCAUUACUACUCGAGUAGUCCAGCGGCUGAGAGUAGAGAUGGUGCUCUACGCAUCUCCCAUUUCAAACCAGUUUAACCAGCAUGCGAACCGGGAAGAGACAUGACAGCGCACGCACAAGACAAGGCGUCCCUUCCUCGCCUUCUCCCCAUGCUGUUCGGGCCUGGCAAAGGAAUUUGUUGGUAUAUUGUACUGUUUUCUGUCUGCGCGUUAUGCUACAGUAACUCUCUGCAAGGGGAGUUUGUGCAUGAUGAUGUGUGGGCUAUCAAUAACAAUCCUGAUGUCAGACCCGGCUCCAGUAUGAAAAACAUAUUUUUCAACGACUUCUGGGGCAAGAGAAUGGCCGAUAACACCAGCCACAAAUCAUACAGACCUCUCUGCAUUCUCACUUUCAAACUGAAUAUUCUACUGAGCGGCAUGACACCCUUAUGCUUCCAUGUGGUGAAUGUAUUCUUGCACUGCACAGUGACUGCCCUGUUGAUGUAUACCUGCGAGAAGACUGUGUUUGAUGACAGCCGCCUGGCCUUCCUUGCAGCAUUGCUGUUUGCUGUUCACCCUAUACACACAGAAGCGGUGUCUGGAAUUGUUGGAAGAGCAGAUGUAUUGGCCUGCUUUUUAUUUCUUUUGACGUUUCUCUGUUAUAUUGAGAGUGUGGAUCGAAGUUGUCUUGGGGAACGUUUCCCUGCUACAGCCUCCUCUUGUGCCCUCUUGCUGAGUAUGUUCCUGGGGACCUGUGCAAUGCUGCUGAAGGAAACUGGAAUCACUGUUUUUGGAGUGUGCCUGGUUUACGAUCUGUUGGUUUUAUGCCAGAAGCAACUUAAUGUGUAUAUGUCUUCUGCCAAGAUCAAAGGUCUCUUGAGAGUGUCUGGACCAUUUUUUAAAAGAGCCGCUGUUGUUACUGUCUACGUGAUUGUUAUCAUAUUCUUUCGCCUGUGGAUGAUGGGAGGAUCGAUGCCUUUAUUCUCUGAACAAGACAACCCAGCAUCGUUCUCUCCACACCUACUCACAAGAUUCCUGACUUGCUCAUACCUUCUGGCCUUCAACGCCUGGCUUCUGCUGGCUCCGAUUGUGCUGUGCUACGACUGGCAGGUGGGGAGUAUCCCACUGGUGGAGUCUGUGUGGGAUGUUCGAAACGUAGCGACAGUCCUUUUUGGAGUUGUAAUGAUAUGUUUGGGCCUGAAUUGCCUAACAUCAUUGCAGAAAAUGAACAACAGAGAGGUGUUAGUGGGGAUCCUGUUCCUGGUUUUCCCAUUCAUUCCUGCCAGCAAUCUUUUCUUCAGAGUAGGCUUUGUAGUUGCAGAAAGAGUUCUCUACAUGCCCAGCAUGGGGUACUGCAUCCUGGUAGUCCAUGGCUUUAACAAGCUGUGCACCCUGGUGGGUAAAUGGGGAACGACAGCCCUGACUGUGUCCAUGCUUCUGCUUCUGCUGCUGUUCUCAUGGAAGACGGUGCAGCAGAAUGAAAUCUGGCUUUCCAGAGAAUCUCUCUUCAGAUCUGGAAUUCAGACUUUACCCCACAAUGCCAAGGUGCACUACAACUAUGCCAACUUCCUGAAAGACCAAGGACGAAACCCUGAAGCUAUUUAUCACUACCAGACAGCUCUCAAACUGUACCCACGCCAUGCAAGUGCGCUGAAUAACCUGGGAACCCUGACUAGAGACCCAAUGGAGGCAGAGCUGUACUACAGACAGGCUCUGCAGAUAAACACACAGCACAACCGGGCACUAUUCAACCUUGGGAAUCUCCUCAAAUCCCAGGGGAAGGAGACAGAGGCUGAGCAGAUGCUGAGAGAUUCCAUUCAAUUUGGCCCCCAGUUUGCAGAUGCCUAUUCUAGUCUUGCAUCACUAUUCGCUGAGCAGAAACGAUUUGAAGAAGCAAAUAAAAUAUACCUGGGUGGAAUUGAAAACUGCCCAGACAGUUCUGAUCUGCAUAAUAACUAUGGGGUUUUUUUGGUGGACACAGGAGAUGGGGAUAGAGCAGCCAUGCAUUACCAGCAAGCCAUUAGGCUCAAUCCCACACAUUAUGUAGCUAUGGUGAACCUGGGAAGACUGCUUCGAUCCUCCAAUCAGAACAAAGAGGCUGAAGCCUGGUACAAGAAGGCUUCACAGAUCACUCGUAAGGUUGAAAUAUUGACUCCCCUUGGGGCACUCUACUAUAACACUGGGAGAUAUGAAGAAGCGCUGCAGGUCUAUAGAGAGGCUGCUGCACUUCAGCCAGACAACAGUGAGAUUUGGCUGGCAUUGGCCCAGGUUUUGGCUACGGCUGGUCGAACCAAAGAAGCAGAGAAGAUGACUCAUGAGAUGAUAUCCAAGAACUUGGCCUGUAUAGAAUGUUAUCGGCUCUUAUCUGCAAUUCACAACAAACGGGGAAGUCAUAAUGAGGCUCUUGAUGCUCUGGAAAAAGCCAUCCGGGUCAAUCACAAGGACCCCCGGAUCAAGGCUGAGCUGUUCUUUUCAAAAGGAAACCAACUGAGAGAAAUGAAUCUUCUUGACCUUGCUUUUGAGAGCUAUAAGCAAGCAGUGGCAUUAAACCCAGAUCAGUCACAAGCCUGGAUGAACAUGGGAGGAAUCCAGCACAUCAAGGGAGACUACGUGUCAGCUCGGGUGUAUUACUCAAAAGCCUUGCAGCUGUCACCGGGCAGCAAGCUUCUGAAAGACAACGUGGCCAAGCUGGACCGCUUAGAAAAGCAACUUCAGGGAGAGAAAGGAGAAGAUUUUCAUCUUAAGACCUGAAUAAGCAAAUAUAUCGCCAGCGGAAGAAACCAGGAUGACCAGAGCACCUUGGGUGUACUGCCAAAUCAGGACAAAGAAAUGAUGGGGAGGAUUUGUUCCUUUUCUGGUAUCUGAAUAGCAAGGAAAAAAUAACACCCACCCAUGUGCUGAAUGUUUGGGGUAGCCUGUGAGCAUAAACAAAAUGUUUUCAGGUUUUCAGAACUGAUAACAUCACUAUAUUAAAUUAAUACAAAGUUUUGAUAAGCUUAUUUUAAUUAGUUCACUCCACAUUGUUAAAGUUCUUAUUUUUUUACUUGGUGUACUAUGGACUUCUAUGAAGAGCUUCGGAAGUCAUAAAUUACCUUCAGUAAAAGCUUGGAAAAACAAUAAUGAUCAAGGGUGUAAAACCCAUAGCAGAAACACAUGUGACAUUAUAUAUUGUGCUACAACAAUCUGGGAAAUUAGAAAAGGGGUGGGAGCUGCAGUAUUUUUGAUUGAAUGUAGUUUCUUAAAUUUUGACCAAAGGCAGUUGGUACCAGCAAAUAACUAUUUUUUCCACUUAUGUUUUAAUCACCCUUGCAUUUUCAAUACAUUUUCUUUAGCUUGACCUAUCUGGGCAUUGCAUACCCAGUAUUCUCAAUAUUCUUUCUUUUAUUUAUUUUUUUCUAAACUGUGGCCGAUCUAAAUACACUCGGCAUUUAAAUAUUAUAAUAUUUCCAAUCCUGCAGUUUUACUUGCCAUUCAUUUAAAGACAAAAAUACAAGUCAACUUCUUUUAAUGGCACUGAGUUAUUUAGAUUAACUGAAUAACCACACUGCUUGAAUCAUAUGAUUACUCUGAAGCCAUACUGAUUUAAAUCCAAUACAUAGUUUGGCAUGACAAACACUUAUUGUGGCCCAUGGGGGUUCAGAAGAAGCUAAAAAGAAUCACAAGAGGGUUGUAAAAAUUAAGCUCAAGUGACCCUAAAUAAAAGACGAAAUGCAUACUAAAAUGUAUGAUGAAUGUAGAGAAGUUUUAGUGUUCUUUUCUGGGAGUAAAAAAAUAUAUAUUAAUAUGUAAGUAUUUUAUUAUUUAUUUCUGAACCUUUUUUUUUUAAUUUGCAUCUAGAGCUGCAUAUCAAAGUAUGGUGAUUAAACAAGUAAAAAAUGCAAAACAUGAAAAAUAAAAAAUGUGUAUAAUCGA
Molecule: messenger RNA, 3952 nt
Organism: Acipenser ruthenus (sterlet)
Lineage: Eukaryota; Metazoa; Chordata; Actinopteri; Acipenseriformes; Acipenseridae
Product: protein O-mannosyl-transferase TMTC1-like
Exons: 19
Coding region: 164-2791 (875 amino acids)
Biological process (GO): protein O-linked glycosylation via mannose
Molecular function (GO): mannosyltransferase activity; protein binding
Source: RefSeq, a predicted model, not a curated record